GAACUAUAGAUUUUCAGUACUUGCAGUGUAUAUCGGAACGCAGCCUUUGUUUAUUACAUAAAAGUUGACAUUCAAGUUAUGUGAACAUCCUGUUCCGCAUAGCUUUAAUUUUUAAAAGUUAAGCGAUCGAGGAAUUUAUUGAUAUAACUGUUACGAGUUGAUAUGGUAACGCGUGAGUUACUUAUUCCGGUUCGGCUUUUUACCACGAGAACGCGACGAAAAUGUGGUGAAAGGAAAUUGGUCAAACGAAUUUAAACAUUAAUAAUUUAGCAAUAAAGUCAACAGUACUAAUCGGAUAACAAUGGCGACGGGAGGUAAAGGUAAGAAGAAGACUGGUACAAAGACAAAUGGAAAAAAUAAUGGAAAAAGCAGUAAAGGUAAUGGCAAAAGUAAAGGAUCAAAGAAAUCGAAAAGAAGCGGAGGAAAAGCACGAUUUGCCAUGGACGUCUUUAACGAGGAAGUGAUGGAAAAUGCUUAUUACACAUGUCACAACAUCAUGGAUGUACUCAAGUGUCGAGGUUUCCCAUGGCCAGAUGCUCAGAAGAAGAAAGGAAAGAGGAAGAAAUAAAUACUUAGUUGCGCGAAUCUGAAACCAUAUACUUUUAAAAUAUCUUAGAAAUGGUUUUAAUGUAAUACAUAUAUCUAUAUAAAGCAUAUAUUAAGUGAAUUGUCAAGGUUUAUCUUAAUGCUAUUAUAUCAACACUUAAUACUACUUAUUAAGAAUCAGCAUAAUUUACAAAAUGCUAGCAAAAAUAUAUUUAUCUUAUUAGAAUAUCUUUAAUUCCUAUUGUUCCCUACGUUUUAUAAAAAUAAUAAAGCUUGAGCAUAUUCUAGCUA
Molecule: messenger RNA, 837 nt
Organism: Solenopsis invicta (red fire ant)
Lineage: Eukaryota; Metazoa; Arthropoda; Insecta; Hymenoptera; Formicidae
Product: small lysine-rich protein 1
Exons: 2
Coding region: 302-568 (88 amino acids)
Source: RefSeq, a predicted model, not a curated record